AUGAACAAGAGUGAAAUUUUUAAAGCUAAGUUAUUUUGGAUUUUGGUUCCAAUAAUAAUCUGUUUAAUAUCUAUUUCCAUAAAUAUUUUUGAUAACAAUUCAUUUCAAAGAAACAACAAAUUACUGAAACUUUGGAGUGAAAUUUUGGGGAAUAAUAAUAAAUUAUCAAAAUUAAGAAAGUUAUUAGGAUUUUCAAGAAAUAAAGAAUGUGACUAUAAGAAAUUUCCAAUACUUCGUCCAAAGCUUAAUAUAAGAGAGAAAAAUAAAGUUAGUACUUGGAAUGAUUUAGGUGUGAUAUUACAAAGUAAAUGGCCACAAAUUCCAUUAGAAGCGUCCUUAGUAGAAUUUCUUUCAGAGUUUUACCAAGGUAUAGGAAAAACAUUUGAAGAAUUAAUUAGGGAUUUAGUCAAUUUAAAUAACCCUCAAGAUGAAAAAAGAAUGAUUACAACAAAGUUGGCAAGUGAAUUGGUUAAUGAUAAUUUAGGAAUUAAGUUAAUGGAAACUAUGAUAAUAAAUAAAUACUAUUCCCCUAGAAUUGAGUCAAUAAGAGUAUUGGAAAGAAGCCAAAGAAAUGUUUUUGGAAUAAUAUGUAAGAAAGCAACUUGGUUUAUUGUUGUAUAUCAAGAAGAGACUAUUGACACAUUUUGUGAUUCCAAAGAUUUAUAUAAUAGUGUAAUAAAAGGGAAAUCCAAAGGAUUUGAGAGUCUUAGUAAGUAUGAUUUGAGUUUCUCAAGAUAUGAUAUAGGGAGAGAACAUAUACUUGAAAAUACUGGUAUCAAUAUAGAAGAAAAUAACAAUCAAAUUGUUAAUAGACUGAGAAAAAUAGAGAUUUAUGCCUAUAUUGAUUUUUCAGACGAUAAUUCUAGAGAAAUACUUAAUAAUUUAUGGAAUGUUUGGGAUAUAUUAAAAGAUCAAGAUACUGUAAAAAUAAAAAUAAGGCAUUGUGAUCAUAUGGAUUUUACAGAAAGUUAUGAGUAUUUAUCAGGAUUUGGAGUUUCAGUAAGUAAAAUGUCAUUAGAAUCUAAUUCGACAGUAGAUAUGAGUUCAAACGUGAAUAGUGAUUUUCAAAAUCAGUACCAAUUAUUUCAGUGUAAUAGGGAAUUAGAAAAAUCUCACAAGGAUGAAGAGUAUGAGAAUUUGGCAACAAUAUGUGAUAAAGCUAUAAACAUGGAGAAUGUGCUAGACUCUGAUGGAGAAUUAUCGAUUGAGUGUAUGAGAGAUAUUGGAGCCUAUUUAGUAUCAUUAUCUAAAAGAUUUGAGGAUCAAUUGGGUGCUAUAAUACAUUAUUUAGAGAAUUUUGGAACAUAUCAGUUAGCAUUAUGCAAUGGAGUAAGGGAAAACACUACAUUAUCUGGGUACAGUCAAUUGCAUCAACGUGUUUCAGAAGGUUCUACAUUCUUUACAUUGAACGGGAGAUUGUUCUCUCCAAGUGAAACAAAUUUUUUCAAUUUAGCUACAAUAUUAAAAAGUAUAAUAUUUUCAAAAAUCAGGUUAUUGAGAAAUAAAUUAGACGAAACAGUUAUUAUAGAUUCUUUGUCUAUAACAGGAAUAAAUGAGAAGGAAGAGCUAAAUCUCUUUAUGGAAAGUAUAAAUGGAAAUUUAAAUGAUUCGAGAAUUUCUAGCAAGUUUAAAAAUGUUAUAAGGGAUGAGAGUUUAAAAAAUCUAAUAGAGAAAGGAGAAAUACUUGAUUUUAAUUCAGUACUUGAGUUUGAGAAAGAAUUAGAGCAGGAUCCAACUUUAAUGGAUGAUAUGGAUUGGUUAGGGAAAAAAGAAUACGUUUUGUCAAGUUCAUCUCCAUGGGUUAGAAGUUCUCCAAGAACCGACUGGAAAGUAGCAAAUAUUCUUCCAUUAAAAUCACGUCAUUUUUAUAAGGAUAUUACUAAUAUUGGAGAUUCUCAAUGGGGAGAAACUCCUAGUAUUUUUGAAAAAGUCUGGUUUAAUAGAAAUAUAACUGAAAAUAAUUUAUAUCAAAAGGAGAUUGUGAAUGAAGUUGAAACAAAUAACUCCACUGAAGCAAAUGUUUUUCAAGAAGUCGAGUAUUCACCCUGGAUAAUGUACAGAAUUUACUUUUCAAAUCAAAUUAGAAAUUCAAGAAUAGUUCAGGAUUAUGCAAUAUACGAUAUUAUGAAAGAACCAGAAGCCACUCUUGGGCAGUAUUUAUAUCCAUUGGGGAGUUUACCAGAAUUAUUUGAAAAAUACCCAAAUAACGUAGGGAUUUAUCCAGUAAAGGCUGCAAUAUUGGAUAUAAUAAUAUUAUGUGAUCCAUUUGAUAUAGAAUGUAUUACAGUAACGAUAGAGAUUAUUAAUAAGAAGUGGCCAAUAAGGUUAAAUUUGUUAUUAAUAGAUCCAGAAUGGGUAAAUGAGAGAAAACCUGAUUAUUCAAGACCCUUUUCGUAUAAAAAUGUGACAUCUGAUGAAGAUUUUCAAGCUAAAUUUAGGGAAAUAUAUGAAGAUAAAAGAGAAAGGGAAAAUAAUCAGGAAAGAAAUCAAACACUUUGUAAAAGGUAUUAUGGGGAAGAAAAUAUUCAAAAUUGUCCAGAAUGGAUAAAUGAGAAAGGAAAACUAAAAGAUAGCAGAAGUAAAAUUUUUGAAUACUAUGAUAAAUAUGAUCAAGGUUCAAAAGGAGAAUACGCCAUAAAGUUGGCAAUUUCUGAGGUUUUUGGAUUCCUAGUUUCUUCUUCAACAAUUCAAGGAAUGUUUCUUGCAAGAGCAUUUAUUGAAAUGAUUGCAAAAAAUUUACCAUUAUUAUUAGAAGAGAAUUACACACUAAGUCAGUUUCAAGAGUUUUUGAGUAAAUUCUUUACUCAUUUUAGUAUUAAUGCAGAGUUGAGCAAAGUUUGGGAGAUAAUCUAUUCUAACAAUCCAAAUGAUGAUUCUUAUGUCAAUAAGGUGGUAUCAUAUUGUAGACUCAAAGGAUUCACAACUCCUGGAGCUUUGAUUAAUGGUUACUUUGUGGAAAUUACAGAUUUGAUAUUAGAAGAAGUUAUUUAUGGAAUAGCUAAAAAAGAGCAGAGAAUGAUUAUGAAAGGUAUUAAGGAAGGCCAAAUCACUAGUAGUGAUGACAUUUAUCAAUAUAUAUUUAAUAGCACACUCACUGGAAUAAGUUCUGUACCAAUUGUUUUCCCACCAUUUACCAAGUCUAUCAAAUUUGAAAACUGGCCAUUUAUUGGAAUACAAAAUGAAUGGAUAAAUAUUGAGAAAGAGAUUAAUUUCAAGCUUCAUCAAAAGUAUGACGUAGUAAGUAUGGAAGAGGAUUCAAAAAAUAAUGAGAAAACUUCAAAACCUUACUUUCAACAAGCAAAAACAGGUGAUUAUCAAAUUAAUAUUCUGGAAGAAGAUUAUGAUAGGGUUUUAUUAGAUUUAGAAGAUCUAUCUGCUUUGGAUUAUUCCAAAUUAUGGGAUCAAAAUCCUGAAUUAAAACAUAAUAUGGAGAAUGUCGAAAAGAAAAGCCAAUCAACUCCUUGGAUUACAUUUAUUGUACUAAUAAGAUCAUCUAGAACGGGGUUGUUGGGACUUUCUAAUUUGAUCGAUUAUUGGAUUUCAACAUUAUCUUACCAAGCAUCUAUGUAUUUGAAUCAGUAUAAUGAAUUAUUAUUUAAUAGGAGGUUUAAAUUGAUGUUUAUUCCACCUAAUGGAGUCGAAGAAAAUUCUGAAAUCUCACUCAUUUUAGAAAAGUGUAUUGAUGAUGUAUUGUAUUUGAAUAAAACCCAGAAAGAGAAAGACAAACUUUCACAAUUUGUCCCAAUUUUAGAUAAGCUGAGAUUUAUAAAGUGGUUUGUCAGAGUAGUUUUGGAGACUAUGGAUGAAUAUUUGGAUAUAGACACUUUUACAAAUGUUAAUAAUCAGGAUCUAAAUUUAAAUGACUCUUUAGUAGGAAAAAUUAUUGAUAUUUAUGAGUCACUUUCAAGGAGCUUUUUUGGAAAAAGUGGGAAUGGAAAAUUGGAUACAGAUUAUUUUGAAGAUAUAGAUUUAAUUGAAUCACGGAAAAGAGUAAAAAAGAAAUUGAUAAGUAAGUUCUCAUCUAGGAAGGAAAAGGAAGUCAUUUCAUUUCCAUAUUCUUCUGUUGGUAAUGGAAAGUUAAAGGGUUUUCCAAAAUAUGCAACUUACAACUUGAAUCAAGAAAAGUCUGAUCAAAGAUAUGGAAAAGGGAGUUUUGAAGAUAGUCAAUUAUCAAAAAAGGAUUGUUUUGAAACCUUCACAAUGGGAAUCGUUUUAAAUGGAGUAUAUUUGAGAAUUUGUCCAAACACAUAUCCUGUUUAUUUGAGAAAAGAUGUUAAAGUAAAUUACUGGUCUUCUCCAAUUCAUUCUGUUCACUUUAAGCUAUUGGAAACUGCAGUAACUAGUAGAAUGAGGCAGCUGGUCUUACUUGGAGAGUUUAAAAGAACAGGAAAAAAAGAAGAUCUUUUAUACAGAAUGUUGUGGUCAAAGUUGGAUCCAAAUAAAAUGUUUAUUUUAAUUAAUGAGCAUUUACAUGUUUCAAAUUUAUUCAAGUCUGAAUCUUUGAUACAAUUAGAUGAUAUAUUCAGCUCUUCAAAUUCACUGAUUAAACUUCAUUUACCAACUGUUAAUACAAAAGGAAGUUCUAAACCACAAACAAAUACUUUGAUUGGAGUAGUAGCUGUUGUUAAUCCAAUGACUACUUUUAGUAAUAGUAUAUUGAGGUUAUUCGAUAUAUUACAUCAGUUACUGGAGGUUGAUAUAAAACUGGUAUAUAAUCCUGUGGUAAAUUAUCAGAAUAUUAAUCAAAUAGUACUGGUUGAUACAUGGAGAAGAUAUGUUUUUAAUUAUCCAAAACUCAAAAUAGAGAAAAAUAAAUCUAAAUCGCAAGUAAUGACCAGUUUAAAAGAACUAAUGUAUUCAAAAGGAGAACCAAGUGAAUUUAAGGUUGGUAAAGAUGAUUUGUAUUAUUUAAACUCUCAAUUAAUUGCAAAAUUUGAUAUACAAACAGAAAAGAGAUUACAAAUUAAUAUAGAAAGAAAUAAUGAUUGGAGUAUAAGUUACUUAAAAACUAUAUUACGUCAACCAAGAAAUAUCCAAGGUAAUGAUCAAUUUAUAUUACCUGGUAAUGUUUUUAAGGCAAAAGGGGAAUUACUAGUUUAUGAGCUUAAAGGUAGAGAGUUUGAGGCUACAUUAAUAGAUAUAAUGGAAACAGAAAGCGUGAAUUUGAAAAAUAAAAUAAGAGAGAUUCAAAUAAUACCUUCUCGUAAUUCAAAAUUUGAGAUUGAAUCUAAAAAAAUAAUUCCAAAACAAAAGAUUUACUCAAUAACUGAAUAUAAUAGUUUCUUUGGUUAUCUUGGAAUAGGAAUUAAUGAUUUAUUACUCACUUUAAACGAAUAUUUAGAUACUAAUAAAGUUCAAGAUAAGAAAGGAGUAAAUAAUAAUAAUGAGAAAGAAAGCUUAUUAUUGAAUUUUCCAUUACAGAUAUUUAAUCAGAGAUUAUUUGAAACAAAUCACUUUGUUAUACAUCUUUCAAAGUUAUCAAAAACUCUUAAAGGAAGUAUUAGUUAUAUUAAUCCAGAAGUAAAGCCAAAAGGAUUAUUAAAAAUAUUACAUAUUUUCUGUUUAUCAACAAAUUUAUUAAAGAGAGAGAUGGAAGGAGGAAUAAUAGACAAGUUAAUAGAUUUAAUUGAUAAAGGGUUUGCAGGACAAGUUAAAUAUUAUAACAAAUUUAUUAUUUAUUUUGAUAGCAAAGUUAUAAGUCAGACUAUCAGAGAUUAUUACAGCUAUAAACUAUUUUGGAAGUAUUAUAUUAAUAUAGAGUAUUUGGAAAUUACAAGACCAAAAUGGAUACCCAAAUUAUCUAUACAAAAUAAUAAUUCAAUAAUGGAUAUUUUAUUGACAUUAGAACAUUGGAUAUCACCAAAAAUUGAGAAGUUAUUAAUAUUGGAUCCAUUUUUAUUAGAUGUUAAUUCUGAUUUAAAUAACUAUUUUGAAUUAUUAAAUAUAAACAAUAAUAGUAAUAUUGAUAAUAGUAAACAAUUAAGAAUUGGAGAAUCUGCUAUUAUAUUCCCUAAAAAAGAUGGUAAAGAUGAAUCAUUUAGUACAAAAAUGGGUUUAAUAAUAAUGAAUAAAUACAAAAGAAUUGGAAAUUAUUUAAAAAAAGCUUAUUUUGAGUUAUAUUAUGAUCUUGAGAUAAGUAAAAAAAUAAAAGAAGAUAAUCAGAAUAUUAUGGAUUUAUUUAUUUCAUAUUUGAGAAAUGAUACAGAAUUAAAGAUUGAAGAUGAUGAAAAAAGAUAA
Messenger RNA from Cryptosporidium ubiquitum, 6237 nucleotides. RefSeq lists its product as uncharacterized. The transcript has a single exon. Bases 1 to 6237 code for a protein of 2078 amino acids. NCBI's taxonomy places the organism in Eukaryota, Apicomplexa, Conoidasida, Eucoccidiorida, Cryptosporidiidae. The record is from RefSeq and is a predicted model, not a curated record.